Messenger RNA from Brugia pahangi, 1095 nucleotides. Lineage: Eukaryota; Metazoa; Nematoda; Chromadorea; Rhabditida; Onchocercidae. The record is from the annotation of a GenBank genome assembly.
AUGGGUGAACGUAAGGGACAGAAUUUCUAUUAUCCGCCGGAUUUUGAUUAUAAAAAACACAGGAGUUUAAACAGUUAUCAUGGGACACAUGCACUGCGAGAACGAGCUGCCAAAAUCAAACAAGGGAUUCUUAUUAUACGUUUUGAAAUGCCAUUCAAUAUUUGGUGCCUUGGUUGCAACAACCAUGUUGGGAUGGGUGUACGAUAUAAUGCUGAAAAGAAAAAAAUCGGAAUGUAUUAUACAACACCAUUAUAUGAGUUUCGUAUGAAGUGCCACCUAUGUGACAACUAUUUCGUCAUACGCACUGAUCCUGAGCACUUUGAUUAUGAACUUGUGGAAGGCUGUCGUCGACAGGAGAAACGGUAUGAUCCAUCUACCAUCGAUCAGCUUGGAGCUGUUGAUCGGGGUUUUAGUAGACAGUUGGAAAGCGAUCGAAUGUUUCAGGUUGAACAUGUAGAACAGGAUAAAGAGAAGGCUGCAAGUUUAGCCGAUAAAGUUGUUAAAUUGGAAUGGAUUCAGGGAAGAAUGCAGGAUGAUUUUGCUGCUAAUCAAGCUUUGAGAAAGUCAUUCAAACUUGAAAAAGCUGCUUUGAACGAAGGAAGAGUCAGAGAUGAAGACUUGCUAAAGAGGAUGUCUUUGAACAUCAAUUUAGUAUCAGAAAACGUUGAAGAUAAAAAGCUUGCUGCUACAAUUCUACGAUAUAGAAAUAUGAAAUUUACUUGUCAACCGUCAACUUCGGCAAAGAAUGAUAUAACGCAAAAGCAAUUGCUGUCUAUGAAACUUCAUAGAAAUGAAUGCAAUGCAUUUAAUAGUGUAUUAUCUGUACAGAGCGGACAGGAGCAAAUAACAGCCGAGAAUCUUGGUAUUGUCAAAAGAUUAAAAUACGAAAAUGAACACGAUGAAGUAGAUGUUGCGAACAAGGGGAAUCUAGAUGAUGUCAAGCCUAAAUGUGAAGAAUUGCUAUAUCCUGACGAGAUGAAUUUAUCGAACAUCAAGGUUGGAUUUGUUUCUGUUGUGAAGUCGGAUGUAUACAGUAAAUCUUCAGCAUUAGUGGCAGAUUACGGUGGUGAUAGCUCAUCAGAUAGCGCUGAUUAG